Molecule: messenger RNA, 196 nt
Organism: Racocetra persica
Lineage: Eukaryota; Fungi; Glomeromycota; Glomeromycetes; Diversisporales; Gigasporaceae
Source: the annotation of a GenBank genome assembly
AUGGAUGAAGUUAACAACCAAGACAUUGAUAGAAUAAUUACUCCAAAUAACUCUGUGUUAGUUUCAGGAUCUCCAAUCACUAAAUUAAUUGCUACCACUAUCGCUACUAAUAAAAUCAAUAAUGAAACAACAUCAAGAUAUAAAUCUAUUGUAUGGGAAAGCUUUACCAUAUUAGAAGAUGAACUAAAAAUUAGAU